AGAAUUGUCAGUUCUUGAAGAGUUUGCGUAUUAAUUUGAUAUUUCCAUGAAUAAUUUCUGACGCAACAAAAGUAAAUUACAGUUGGUAAAUGCUAUGAAGAUGAUCCAAUGGUGUCCAAAGUCUGUUUGGAUUCUUCCUUCGCUGAGUUUCUUUCCGUCCACUUCUGGAAAAGGGGAAAUCAAAUAAAGUUUAAAGGUGAGGUUUGAAUUGAUUGGAGCUUCUUCAAUUGUUUAACAAUGGCUUUCUGGCCAUCUUUAUUAGAGUUACUGUGUGCUCAGUCUGUUGCGAAGAGAUAAUGAAUCCUUUUUCUUUAUGACUCUGAAAAAUCUUUUCCAGAAAGUUUUUGGGGGUGAAGAUCACAUAAUCAGCUGAAAUCAACUACCUGUUCUUUAAUCUCAAAGCUAUAUUGAUAAUCGGAGCCUGUGCUUCCUCUUUCUCUCUCUCUCUCCGUCUGUGUGCGUGUGUUUAUUGGGCAAGAUUUACGAGUAGAGUUGUGAAUCUGAAUAGAAUACACCUAGCGGAAGUGAAGUAUAUUAUUGUUGCAUUAUUAUCUGUAGGUGACUCUGGGAUGGCAUUUAUGGCGGUUCAGAAUAAGAGGUAGAAUCAUCGCUCGUGAUUAGCGGUGAGAUUUAAUUGAGCGUUAAAUUGGCGAACUCUGUUGAUUUGAGGUUUUACUGGAAGUUGCUCAACUUUGAUCUCUUGUGGUGGUUGUGGCUCGUUGAAGACGAUGGAGUUGCAAAUGUAACUUCAAAAUCCACGGUCAGUUUUGUUUGUUUCCACAUUAUCAGGCGGCGAUGGAAGUUCAAGCUCACCGGCGGUAUCUGCUAGUUGUAGCUUUGUUGUUGUUAUUAAUUCAGUGCGGUUUAGGUCAGGGGGAAUCGUUGAACUCCAGUAUGGAGUGGACGGCGUUACUCGAUCUCCGAUCAUCGUUAGGGCUAAGAGGCAAAGAUUGGCCAAUAAAAGCCAAUCCCUGUUCCGCUUGGAUGGGAAUUAAGUGCAAAGCCGGUCGAGUUGUUGGGAUCACUGUGUCAGGUCUGCGGCGAACUCAGAGUGGGCAGCUCAGCCCUCGUUUCGCCGUCGAUGCGCUCGCUAAUUUUACCUCCUUGGUUUCGUUCAAUGCGUCUGGUUUUUUGCUUCCUGGCUCCAUUCCGGACUGGUUUGGUCAGUCGCUCGUUGCUCUCCAAGUGCUUGAUCUGCGCUCUUCUUCGAUCGUUGGCCCAAUACCUACCUCUAUUGGCGAUUUAAGUAAGCUCACUGAUCUUUAUUUAUCUGGUAAUAGUCUUACUGGUUCUAUGCCUUCGGCAAUAGGACAGUUAUCUCAGCUAUCUGUUCUUGAUCUCUCGAGAAAUUUGCUUACUGGCUCAAUACCUCCCAUUCUUUCAUCUCUUCACAAUCUUAUACGCCUUGAACUUGCCUCGAAUUUUUUAAGUGGACCUAUCCCACCCAGUUUAGGCACUCUUACUAAACUGCAAUUGUUGGAUCUUUCGGACAAUAGUUUAACGUCCUCUGUACCAAGUGAAUUAGGUAACCUUUCAGAACUACUGCUGCUUGAUCUCGGCAAGAAUUCACUGACCGGUGCACUACCUGUGAAUUUGAGGGGGCUAAGGAAUUUGGAAAAGAUGUAUAUUGGAGACAAUGGCUUGGAGGGCCCUUUGCCAGAUGAUUUGUUUCGAAGCCUUUCUCAGUUGGAAAUUUUGGUUUUGAGAGGUAAUAAACUUGAUGGUCGUCUGCAUCAUGGCUUGCUAUCUCACCCCAAAUUGAGGUUUUUUGACGCAUCCAACAACAACUUUACGGGUAGCUUGCCAAGUUUUGUUCCAAACAGUAUGGCUGCGUUCAACUUUUCAAAUAAUUUUCUGUAUGGUCAUCUAAAUCUACCGCUGGAAUUGCAUGGAUCAAUCGAUUUAUCUGGGAACUAUUUCCAGGGUGUUGUACUCAACAAGAGUCAUAAUGCUAUCCUCAGUGGAAACUGCCUGGAUAUGGAGCCAGAUCAAAGAGAUUUCGAGGCUUGUAGCCUCUUCUACUCUGAGAGAACCUUAACUUUUGAAGGUUUUGGAAAGGGAAAUUCAGACAAACUAGACCUUCGUCAUGAUGAAAACAAUCGCUUGAAGUUCAUAAUGGUGGGACUAUUUGGUGGAUUGGGCUUUGUUGUUAUGUUUGUGAUUAUCCUCGUAGUUCUCUUGAAAUUUUCUGGUGAAGGGAAAGUAAAUAAAAGAGGAAAAGCAAAUGUAGGCCCUGUCCCAGAUGGACACGGCCCUUCACUUCCAAAGGAUCCAGUCUACUUUGCUGGUCUGGGAGAUUCAUUUACUUAUGAGCAGUUGCUCCACGGUACUGGGAAUUUCUGCAAAGACAAUCUUAUAAAACAGGGUCACUCUGGAGAUCUUUACAAGGGGUUCCUGGAGGGUGGCCUUCCUGUAGUGAUUAAAAAGGUAAAUAUGCAGUAUUUGAAGAAUGAAAGGUACUCUGUGGAACUAGACUUUUUCAGCAAAGUGUCGCAUAUGAGGUUCGUUCCAUUCUUGGGGCACUGCUUUGAGCGCGAGGAUGAGAAGCUUUUGGUGUACAAGUGUAUGCCAAAUGGGGACUUGGGUAAUUGCUUGCAGAGUGUUUCCAGUUCAGAAGAUGACAAUGUUCAGUCCCUGGAUUGGAUUAUCAGAUUGAAAAUAGCAAUAGGAGCUGCCGAGGCCCUGUCUUACCUGCAUCAUGAAUGUAGCCCUCCUCUCGUCCACAGAGAUAUUCAAGCAAGCAGUAUCCUCCUUGAUGACAAAUUCGAAGUGCGUCUUGGAAGCUUGAGUGAGGCCUGUGUUGUAGAUGGGGAUCAGCACCAAAAUGCCUUCACGAGAUUGCGGAGAAAGCCACAAAGCUCCGAACAAUGCUCUUCUGGCUCCUCACCAGCAUCCUGUUCGCAGGACGUUCACUGUUUUGGUAAAGUAUUGUUAGAACUUGUGACGGGAAAACUUAGUAUCAGCAAAGCAGAAGAAGAUGCUACAACAAAGGAGUGGUUGGAACACACCUUAUCUAACAUAAGUAUCCAUGAUAAGGAGCUCGUAACACAGAUAGUCGAUCCAUCGUUGAUGAUAGAUGACGAUCUAUUGGAAGAGGUAUGGGCGAUGGCGAUCAUUGCCAAGUCGUGCCUGAACCCCAAACCAUCUAGACGACCCCUCAUGAGAUACAUCCUUAAGGCAUUGGAAAAUCCUUUGAAAGUAGUCAGGGAAGAACUCUCUAGCUCCGGCAGGCUGCGCACAACUUCAUCAAGAAGAUCUUGGAGUUCUGCUUUUCAUGGUAGCUGGAGGCGCAGCUCAUCAGAUGUAAAUAGAGAAAACGGCAGUGGCUCUAAACAACCAGGAAGAUUAAGCUCCCAUGGCAGCUGUGGAUAUGAUUUCUCAUCUUCAAAUAAAAGGAUAUCCAAUGAAAUUGUCCCCGAACCAGAGGAGUUUGGAGACGUCGAGAGGCAAGAUUGAACAUUUGCACUAAGUUUCAAGUUCCCGAUCAAGACUACUGUAACUUGUGUAUCAAUGCUGAGUCGAGAACAGACUCUUAUUCUCGGAUCGUUUUUAACUUAAUUGCUGCGCAUCAGAUUGAAGAUAACAUUGGCAAUCAUUCCUAGAGGAGAAUGCUGCUGCUCCAAGAGAAACCUCUUUGGUUGAGAAUGUGAAAGCUCGAGUUCUCUUUUUUUUUUUUUUAAUAAAUUCUUAAAUGCCUAUUGGACUUCUUGAGUUACCUGUGUUAGUUUAUGCCAAUAGAACACGACUGCCAGGUUGAGAUGUUCGUCUUGUGUACAUAUAGGUGAUUGGAACCGUAUAUGUGAAGUGUCAUGGUCUAUCGAUUGAGAUGUAUUUGUAAGAACAUAUUUUUCACAUGAAGCCACCUCUAAUAGUAAGGUACAUAAAAAGUUUUAGUUUUUAUUGUUUA
Cucurbita pepo subsp. pepo (vegetable marrow) is the source of this 3907-nucleotide messenger RNA. Its product is annotated as putative LRR receptor-like serine/threonine-protein kinase At2g16250. The record is from RefSeq and is a predicted model, not a curated record. Gene Ontology annotation, molecular function: ATP binding; protein kinase activity; protein binding. NCBI's taxonomy places the organism in Eukaryota, Viridiplantae, Streptophyta, Magnoliopsida, Cucurbitales, Cucurbitaceae. Gene Ontology annotation, biological process: protein phosphorylation.